AUGGGUUGGGCGGGGCCCAUCCUGCUGGUCACCGCCCUGUGUUUCGCGGGCGCCGCCGCCCAAGUUCCUACAACGCACUUGGCGGUGAUUUACCUGAACCGAUUCAGCAUGGCAGACGUGUCCGCCCUGGUGGACCCCAGCUUCGCCUACACGCACUACCUGUUCGCCUUCUGGCUGCGCGACAAGGGCGGGCCCGUGGACGCGGCCCGGGUGUGGGUGGAUAACAACUUGGGCAACGAUUCAAGGAUCCAGGAGGCCCGCUCAAGGGGCGUGAAGUUUAUGAUCUCUUGCGGCGGCGGCACGGGCAGGCCACAGUUCCAGGGAGGCUUCCGCGGCGGGGCGGUGACGGACGGCGCGAUGUACGGCCGCGAGGUGGCUGAGUUCGCUAUGGCGAACAACUUCGACGGGGUAGACUUCGACAUCGAAGGUUGGGCGCAGGCCAACGAUGGACUUGGAACUCAAUGGUUGAUUGAUGCCACUUUGGCAGCCAAGACAACCUUCCGUAAUGGCAUUAUCACCCAUGCACCUCAGGCGCCCUACUUCUCUGAUAGGUGGAGUACCAAUUUUUUCCUUGUGCACCAACAAGUAAGUGGCUAUGCACAUCUCCCGGAGUUAACCUGGCCCGCGGGCUUUUCACAGGAGAGCAUUAUGCACAAUUUGCCGACAAUCGUUGAUUGA
Molecule: messenger RNA, 678 nt
Organism: Ostreobium quekettii
Lineage: Eukaryota; Viridiplantae; Chlorophyta; Ulvophyceae; Bryopsidales; Ostreobiaceae
Source: the annotation of a GenBank genome assembly